Gopherus flavomarginatus (Mexican gopher tortoise) is the source of this 1563-nucleotide messenger RNA. It is a transcript of the gene ISG20, whose product is annotated as interferon stimulated exonuclease gene 20. The coding region runs from base 85 to 609 and encodes 174 amino acids. The transcript is spliced from 4 exons. Gene Ontology annotation, cellular component: nucleus. The record is from RefSeq and is a predicted model, not a curated record. NCBI's taxonomy places the organism in Eukaryota, Metazoa, Chordata, Testudines, Testudinidae. Gene Ontology annotation, molecular function: nucleic acid binding; exonuclease activity. Gene Ontology annotation, biological process: defense response to virus; RNA catabolic process; DNA catabolic process.
CAGAAACAAGUAUGUCUGACAAUUUAGCUGAUUGAAACCUUUGUUUCCUGGGAGACUGGCUGCAUUGACUCUCACAGGCUGAAGAUGGUGGAGACUUCUGACAUCGUGGCCCUGGACUGUGAGAUGGUGGGCAUGGGACCAUUCGGAACUGAAAAUGGAUUGGCCCGUUGCAGCAUUGUAGAUUACUAUGGUAACGUGGUCUAUGAUCAAUUCAUCCAACCAGAGGGUGUUAUAACAGCUUUCAGGACCUCUGUGAGUGGAGUUCGCCCAGUGGACAUGGAAGGAGCCAUGCCAUUCAGGGUUGCCCGGGAACAGAUUUUACAGAUCCUGAGACACAAGCUGGUGGUUGGCCACGAUUUACGUCAUGACUUUGAAGCACUGAAAGAAAACAUGUGGCGCUACCGAGUCUAUGACACGUGCAGUGACUGGCUGCUGAGAAAGGAAAGCGGGCUGGGAAACUCCAGGCGGGUCUCCCUCAAGGUCCUUUGUGAAAAGCUGCUCAAGAAAAGCAUCCAGACUGGCAGAGAGGGCCACUCCUCUGUGGAAGACGCCAGGUCGGCCAUGGAGCUCUUCAAGUUUGCCAGGUCAAAAGGGCAUGGAUCUAUUUAAGGGACUUCUUGCUUCUCUCUGUCUCAUCGGUUCACAUGUGCAGCUGCGCUGAAGGUUAUGGGAUGGGCUCCUAGUAACGUGUCCAGUGAUGAUCUUGUUAUGGGCUGAGCGAAUGUCCCAUGUGGGUAGGGUGACCAUAUUUCCCAGGGGGAAAACAGGACACCAUGCAGGGCUGGCCCGAGUGCCUCCUUCCCCUAUGGGGCUGGCCCUUGGUGAUCACCUGAGCCCCUCUCCCCCACCUUCAAGGCUGGGGUUGCUGCUCAUUUGAGCUUUGUCUGCCUGCUACUCAUUAGAGUCCUGCCUGUCACGUGAGGCUGUCACUGCUCACUUGAGCUCUGCCUGCUCCCCUCCCAAACUGAUCAAGUUGGCAAGAGCAAAUGGGAGAAAUGCCCACUUUACCAAAACGUCAGGAUGGCUUAAAAAAGAUUGUCCUGGCCAGAACAGAACAUAUGGUCAUGCUACACAUGGGGUCACUUUAAAAUAGGCUGCGUGGCACUAAUAGAAAGGAUCAGCGUUUUAUUUACUAAAUGAUUUUUAAAAAUCAGAAACCAUUGAACAAUUGGCAGCACUGCAGCCAGGCCUGUAGCAGAGGCCAUGAAAACCUGGUUUGGGUCAGCUGGGAAUAGGGGCGGCAGUGGGAGGGCUGCCCUUUUGCGGGGCUAUGACCCUUUUUCUGCAAUAUAAAACUACAGUAAUGCUCAAGAAUCAGAGGGGUUUUGAUCACCCCCCAGUGACGUGUUGUGGCCUCUCAUCUUGGAUAUCCGUUUAGAAGUACAAGCCCAGUAUGGAUAAUAAACCCAUCGCAUUAAUCUUGAGGCAACCAUCCCAUGGGUCCCCAGAGCUUCUGAUAUGGCUCUAUGCAUAACUUAGGCUCCAUAAAAGCUAGAGAUCCUUAGUGGCUGGUAUAGGGACUAGUAUGUAGUGCUAAAGAGGCUUGCGCGUGUUUUGAAAGAA